CGCGCGCGACGCUUCGCGCUGGUAGUCGCGCUCUGCGCUCGGGUAUCGCGUUUCGCUCUCUGUCCCGCUAAUCCGCCUGUUCUGCAGGAUUUUUUUCGUCUCGCGCUCCGCGCUCGCGUAUCGCGGUUCGCUCUCUGCCCCGCUAACCGGCCUGUUCUGCAGGUUAGCAAAACUUUUGCUCAGUCUACCGCUAUAAGGUUUCCCAAACAUUGACUAACACAGGACACAUUUCCAAACUAAAACCGCGACACUGGUGGUUACUAUGUUGUCACACAAACUGAUCUUUCAGUCUUGACAAUGACAUCAUUCUUUGUCAAAUUAUAAGUAUUUGAUAUCUGCAUACUUAUUGCAUAUCUUAUUGCAUAUCUACUUAGUUCGCGCAGACCGGGUCAACCGUAGAAGCAAUGCAGUCUCUACCCUAUGUUCGUGUUGUCUAACCUUAGGCUACUCUUUCAAAAAUUCUUUCGAUGAAUCAAGACUGUUUGUCGAUCACGAACUGUUAUGACUGAUCAGCAUGCAGAAGUUUUGGACCGCAGUUUUGAUCACCUUGACGUUUGUAGCAUUGGCGUCAUCAGUUCAACUGAUACUAGAAAACACAGACGACGAACACAAUUGGAGUUGGAUUAGUAAGCCGCCUGGACCAUCAGGGUGGGACAGACGGACUAACCCUACACGAUAUACGGCUUGCAAUGUUAACUUACAACAGUCAAACAAAUGGCUGUUGAGUUAUCAAUUCACAGUCGGAAAAGCAAACAGGAUCGAUAUCACUGUCACUUACCGAAUCACAAGUUGUCCUCAGUGCGUAAAUGUUUUUGACUUGUACGUAAACCAGUCAGACCAGUUUAUUGCGGAUCAAGAUAACUAUCCUGACCCUCUCAUUGACACAACAGCGUAUGAAAGAGUGGCAGAAAUUAAACAGGCUAUCAAUUCGAGAAAUUCCGAAACAGUAAACGUCCUUGUUAAAGGACAAUAUACUAUCUUGGCAUUCCAUAAUUAUGGAGCUUGUAGUACUCUGUUCUCUGUGAAGGUCAGUUAUAACAUUUGCCCUGAUGAAACACUCAGAAGUAAUUUGGUGUCACUACCAAGGACUGUAGCGCCAGCAAAUGAUUUAGAACGCAUUCGAGUUGAAGGAAGCUGUAUCAAAGAUGCCGUUAAAGUACAUGGCAGUUUGUACGUUCACUGUGAAAGUAAUGGCGAGUGGAACACCACUGGACUUGAAGGAAGAUGUAUUUGUAAAGAAGACACGCAGAAUAAUAGAGGGAUAUGCGAAGCUUGUCCAAAUGGAAAAUACAAUGACCAGACGGGCCUUAUUUGUACGGUCCUUCCAACCGUCCCGAGAAACAUUAGCGUUGCAUUCGUUAACCAAAGUGCAGUGGAGUUAAGAUGGCUGCCGCCUGCAAUAACCGGUGACCGAACUCAUGUGUACUAUGACGUCGACUGUCGUAAGCCAUGUGACAGUGACGACGACAACGAGUGUGUUGAUGAAGAGUGUGGAAAUGAUGUCACUUACUUACCAUAUAAGGAAGAUUUAGACACGGCAGAGAUGAUGAUAACAAACCUCUCGUCAUUUGUGAAUUACGCUUUUAACAUCUGCGCUAAAAACAGAGUGAGUGAAGUGGCGAAACGAAGACAUGGAGUUGAAGGAAACUACGCAGUAAUCUUCGUAGGGACUAAUGGAUCAAUUCCUGGCAAACCCGAAGUAUCGGUUGAACAACCGGAAGAAGCCGUUGUGGUGUCAUGGACGUUACCAGUGAAGAAUGGCGUCGUUAAAAAUUAUCACGUGACAUACAUAAAAGAGGAUGAUUCUUCAGAUAUCAAGUCAAGAACUACACGAGAAACUGAAUUGCAGUUUGACAAUCUAAUGGCGAGAAAAACUUAUGAAUUCCAGGUAUUUGCAGUGAACAACAUCGGUAAAGGACCUACUGGAACGAAGACUUUUACACUAAGAGCUGCAGACUCCAAGACUGCAAUGUACCUAAACAUUAUUUACGGAUUUGUCGGACUUGUUGGGUUAUUGAUAGUUUUGAUCGUUUCUUUCACCUGCUGCAAAAUCUUCAAAAGGAGGCGCCGUCAAGAGAAAGUAAAACAAAACAAAUUGCCAGUAACAACUGGAUCAGGAGUCAGAGUGUACGAUGAUAUUACGAUGUUGUCAAUGGCGGCAUACCAAAAUAUCGAUGACAUCUGUGAUGGUUUUAAUCUCGACCGUGACCAAAUAACGUUAGUGAGACUGCUUGGGACUGGGAACUUUGGUCAGGUGUCUAAGGCAAUCUACGGAGCUUCGCAUUCAGAAGUUGCGGUAAAAAGUCUCAAAGACAAUGCUUCACCGAAGGACUUACAAGACAUGCUCAGUGAACUAGACGUCAUGAAAUCUUUGCAGCCUCAUCCUCAUGUUGUUCGACUGAUUGGUUGCCGUAUUGAGAAAGAGCCGACGUUGAUUGUUUUGGAGUAUUUACCAUACGGCGAUUUACUGGGAUACCUGCGCAAGAGCAGAGGACAUGAGGACACGUACAACACAGGAGAAAAAAGACCAAAUUCAAGACUCACUGAAAAAGAUCUGUUAACUUUUGCUUGGAUGAUAGCAGAUGGAAUGAGCUAUCUGGCAGCAAUGAGGGUUGUUCAUCGUGACUUGGCCGCCCGAAAUGUAUUGGUAGGUGAGAACAAAGUCUGCAAAAUUUCCGACUUUGGAUUGGCACGUGGCUUGGAGGAAGAUAUUUACACGAGACGGACUCAGGCGCGUCUCCCAGUUAAGUGGAUGCCCCCAGAGUCACUUUUCUAUGGUGAAUCUACAACUAUGAGUGACGUGGCGCGUCUCCCAGUUAAGUGGAUGCCCCCAGAGUCACUUUUCUAUGGUGAAUCACCAUAUCCUGGUGUACCUUCUCGACAAGUGGCUGGCUUGUUGCAGACAGGAUACCGAAUGCCUAGACCAAGACACAUCUCUGCUGAACUGUACUCCAUCAUGACCGAGUGCUGGGAAGAAAAACCUCAAAAGAGACCAACGUUCCGAUGGCUUUGCUCUGCGGUCAGAAGACUUCUGGAUGACCACAGGACAUAUGUGAAUUUGGAAGUUUAUGAUGACAAGGACUAUGUUAAUUUUGACGUGGUGACGUAGAACGAUUGACGAAGGAUCGUGAAUUUUUGGAGAAGACACGUCAUUUGACUGAAGAAAUAUAGUGUUGACAAGUUUCAUUUUAUUCAAAAAGUUUAAUAACACCCAUCAAAUCGAUUGCUAAGGAAACCGUGUAUAGCUUUUCCACUACAGAUUGUUUGCAAAAUUCUCAUCCGAUCUGGCAUGAUAAACAUUUGCUACUUCCUGGACAGAAGGCUCGAUAUAUUGCAUAAUGCCUUAGCGGCACCCUUUCCGAGUGGGGAUAACGCUAUCCAACGGGUAAAUUACUGGAGAAAGGUUGACGACACAAACUUUGCUAUCCCAGCACUAAAUACAUAGUGAUUUAUCCAGUGGACAGCAUUAUCCAAACUUUGACCAACCAGCUAUUUCAAGUGCUGUGAAAGUUAGAAUAUCCCGGAGACUCGUGGCUAAUUUACGUGUUUAUGAUAUAAAAAAGAAUGCUAUACUUAGUACAUAACAAAACAUCGAAUAGAAGACGUCGUUUGCGCGAGUGUCACACGAAGUACGUUAGGCAGAUCAUGUAAUAAUAGUGGCUCUCGCCCGCCGGAGCCCCAUAUACCUUAGAAAAUUUGGUGACCCAUCGAACCGAGAAGUUUUGGUUGUCACAUGCUUGCUGGUACAACGUCUGUACGUGCGCCACUUGCUCUGCGCGCGCGCGAGUUUUUGAAGGUCCUUUAUAUUACCUCUUUUGGCCUAAAAAGG
Messenger RNA from Orbicella faveolata, 3829 nucleotides. Its product is annotated as ephrin type-B receptor 1-like. Gene Ontology annotation, cellular component: signaling receptor complex; plasma membrane. Lineage: Eukaryota; Metazoa; Cnidaria; Anthozoa; Scleractinia; Merulinidae. Gene Ontology annotation, molecular function: ATP binding; protein binding; transmembrane receptor protein tyrosine kinase activity. Gene Ontology annotation, biological process: protein phosphorylation; positive regulation of kinase activity; cell surface receptor protein tyrosine kinase signaling pathway. The record is from RefSeq and is a predicted model, not a curated record.